CGGAUCUAGGAGCAUCUGCCAUGCUCCCAAGUUUGUCGUCACGCACAAGCAGCAGUGGUAACCAACGGAGCCUGGAGAGCAUGAAGCCUGUGGUUCCCCCAGGUGUCCGCGUCACUGCCGUGACAUCACUCGCCUCGUCGAAUAACUCACUGAACGUUUCGACCUCAGCAUUGCAACCACAAACGGGCCAACCAAAUACUCGAUCAUUGUCGUCUUCUUCCAGUGCUGUGCCAGCAGGAACUACAGGGAAUACGUCGUUCAGUGCAGUUGGAAAUUUAGCUGGAUCCACCAAAGGUGCUUGCGUCGACCACCGCUCAACACAAUCUACUUCAGGCGAUCAAGCCAGCUCGAGCUCGUCAUCGUCUGUAUUUACUACAACAAAAUCUGCGACGCAUGUUGGUGCGAGUAACGGUGGCAACGUUAACCUGGGUAUUAGAAGCAAGCCAGUCGCAGUCGCAGGGGAGCCGCGCUGCAAUUCGACGCCGCCAUCCAGUGAGCACUUUCACUCAGGGCUCAAGGCUACGGCGUCGAACUGGCCCAAGCUUCCAUCAGCAGCAAUGUCACAGCCCAUUAUUAGCAAAGCCAAUGAUGUAGCAACAGCAGGGGGAAACUUAUUUAACGCUGCCAAAGCUUCAGCAACUGGUCAGCAGUUUGAGACUGAGAAGAGUAGAAGUUCUUGUGCGUAUCUCUUCGAUACUGGACGCAGUGCUUCUCCUGUUUUGGAUGCGGAACAACAAAAGCUUAUCGAAUUAACCGCUGAGAUAAAUAUGACGAAUAGUGUUACACCGAUGUCUUCUAGUACAGCAACGACCCAAUCCCAAUCAUCAAGCACCGUCGUGUUCAAACGUGACAGGCCCGCUCGCCAUGCGGAGAGUAACUCCACAGUCGUCGUAGCGCACGCGGCCUCCAAUGCGGAACCAGGUCGCUCUGGAUUUUCAAAUGCACAAGGUUUGGAUCCCGUCUCAGAAGUGGAAGACAGAAGACUUCGGAGUAGCUCGAAUACUUCGGCAAAACGCAGUAAAACGAA
Amoebophrya sp. A25 is the source of this 1027-nucleotide messenger RNA. The record is from the annotation of a GenBank genome assembly. Lineage: Eukaryota; Dinophyceae; Syndiniales; Amoebophryaceae.